This is a messenger RNA of Salvia splendens (bonfire salvia), 957 nucleotides long. RefSeq lists its product as uncharacterized. Bases 1 to 957 code for a protein of 318 amino acids. The transcript has a single exon. The record is from RefSeq and is a predicted model, not a curated record. Lineage: Eukaryota; Viridiplantae; Streptophyta; Magnoliopsida; Lamiales; Lamiaceae.
AUGGAUACCGAAGCGGGUCAAACCCCCGAAACCCGAAGGCUGCUCACAGCCGCCGACUACUUCCUCCAACACCGCAUUUUCGACGACUGCUGCAAGUACGCCGCCCGCGCCCUCGACUCCGACCCGAUGAAUUCCGCCGCCGCCAGAAUCCUCUCCACCGCCGCCCUUCUCUCCGCCUCCAAAAUCUCCGCCACACACCACGACUACUACGCCCUCCUCAAUCUCCCCUAUUUCGAAUCCGACGCUUCUCAAAUCGCCUCCAGCUUCCAAACCCUAGCUUCAAUUCUCGAUCCGAACGCCAACCCUAGCCCCCUCACGUCGGAGGCCUUUGAUUUGGCGCUCAAAGCCUGGUCCGUCCUGUCCAAUUCCGCGGAGAAGGCCGAAUUCGACGCUGAGCUGCGGAGGUACAUGGAUGCCGGCGGUUGUACGUCGCGGAGCGUCGGUGGUACAUUUUGGACAAUGUGCCCUUAUUGCUAUUCCGUGUACGAGUAUGAUAGGGUUUAUGAGGACUGCUGCUUGAAGUGCGUGAAUGAGAGGUGUAGAAGAGUGCUCCACGCCGUGGCGAUUAGGGUCCCUCCGCCGCCGGACGUUGUGGCAAAGGGGCAGUACUGCUGCCCGGGGUUCAUGCCGUUUGAUGUCCGUAGUGGUCGUAGCAAUGGAGAUGAGAAUCCGUGGCUUCCGUUUGCGCCUUCAAUCAACGUUGGUAAAGGGCUGGAUCUUAAUUCUUCCACCUUUGAAGAUGCAGGUGGAAGGGUGAGAAUGAAGAGGAAGAAAUCUGUGCCCUGGAAUUCAAGGAAGGUGAUGGGUAAUGGAAUUAGUAUCAAUGGCGAUGAGGCACAUUUUGUUUAUGGAGUUAGAGAAGAGAGUUGUUUGAAUGUAGAUAAAGAGGGAGGCCAGCCUUGUUCUGAACAAGUGGAGUUUGUGGAGGGAGAUGAUGAUGUAUACGUAAGUUUCUGA